ACUAUCACCCUGUAUAUUUCAACCGAGAGAAUGAGUUUUACUAUCGGUGUGGAUAUAAAGGGCAUAUACUUAAUGUACCAACAUCAUUUCACAUACUUGCGAUGACUCGGUUGAGUAAAUGUUCACGGAUUAUUAAACGAGGAUGCAAACUCUCCUGUAUUUUUAUAUUGAUCUUUACGUGUGUAUGGAUACUAUACAUGUUUACAGAUUCCAGACUCUCGCUAGCGCCUUGUAAUAUAGAAAUUCUUAAUCCAUGGGAUCCGGCGGUGUCACAGUAUUUCACCCGGCUUGAGCCUGUGAAGUGUUCAGAAAGACGACAUAUCAUAUACGUUGACAAAUCCGGAGUGCUUAGAUACAACGAAGACGUCGCGAAGAUUUAUAAAUUGAAUACAACGUCCGUGAAGUGUUCUUAUUAUCCCCUGAAAAGAGGGAAGGGGGAUACGUAUAAUGUUACGUUUGAUGCGGAAAUACCGAUUAAGCUUCCGUGUUUCGUGAAGUGUCACAUGUUUCGGAUACAGUGUGUAAAUUCAUUCGCGAAAAUCGUUUAUGACUUUUUACACUUUAAUCCAAAAUGGAACGAAAAUGCUAAGGAUGACAAUGAAGUUGAAGCAGAAACCGUAGACACACCCAGCGUAAUAGUGCUUGGAAUAGAUUCUGUGUCGAGGUCGCAUGCUAUUAGAGCCUUGCCUAAAUCUUAUAAUUAUUUAGUGUCAGAAUUUCAAGCUAAUGACUUCGUUGGUUAUAACCGGGUCGGUGAGAACACGUGGCGGAAUUUUAUUCCACUUUUGGCGGGAAGAAGUCAUCGUAAGUACCUGAUAACGAUGCAUAUGAUCUUUCACAUAGAUUUGAUUCCAUUCAUCUGGUACGAAAAGGAGAUGGCGAAAGUCUCCACAUUUUAUGCCGAAGACAGACCUGAGCUCUCAGCUUUCACGGUAUUCGGGCAGCUGGGUUUCAAACUCCCACCCACUGACUAUUAUUUCCGACCAUUUACCCAAGGUGUGAACUCCUUUGCUCCAAAAAUAAUUGACAAAGUUACACAAUCAAAAGAUUGCUACGGACCAAAAACAAUGUUUGAUAUACAAUUAGACUACCUCAAAGGAUUCUUACAACGUUAUGAAAGGAAAAGAAAAUUUGCCAUGUCUUGGAGCACACAGAUUAGCCAUUCUAGUUACAGCCUGUUGAGUCGAUCUGACGAGGCCUUCCUAGAUUUUCUGAAGUGGUUGAAAGCAGGAAAUCACACCGAAAAUUCCAUACUUAUAGUUAUGAGUGACCAUGGGCCUAGAAUGGGAGGCGCAGCGCUGACCCACGUUGGCCGAGCUGAAAACAACAAACCUUGGUUCAUGCUACACAUUCCCGACAAUCUUAAGACCAAGUACAAAUGGAUUCAGGAAACAGUUUUACACAAUUCAAAGCGACUUACUUCCCAUUAUGAUACUUAUAAGACUAUAUCCGAUAUAUUCCAAAAUAAAGCGUUUAAUACGAAGACUUAUAGACCGGUGCGGGAUACCUUAACACGUCGAAAUUUAUUUCACUCUUUACCAAAGGAUCGGACAUGCGUUGAUGCGGGUAUUGAGGCACAGUUUUGCACUUGUGACAGAAAAGAAUUAGUCCAGCCUACACUGGAUAUAGUUCAGUCAAUAGCUAAAUUUUUGGUAGAAAAAAUAAAUGAACUAAUAUCUGAGAAUGAACAUCUUUGUGGAGUAUUCACUCUUCAUAACGUGACAGAGGCAUUAGUGUCUUAUUCAAAACCGGAAGAAGAUAUGAAAAUUCGCGAUAAAGUUUUGCAGUUUCUAUAUUCAGACAAAUCAGGGCGAUACAAAGUUGUGUUUUACACUAUUCCAGGAUAUGCUUUGUUUGAAGGAACUGUAGAUUUCGUUGAAAUUUCUUCAAAGAAAAUAGAGCACAGAAUGCGACUUAUAGGAGAGCUUAUUAGACUUGAUAGAUAUGACGCCAAAUCAAAGUGCAUGAACGAUAAAUUUAUACGACCUUACUGUGUGUGUAAAGGUUGACAUAUCAAAACAAAGCAACCGUGUCGAGAGAUUAACGGUCAGUGGUUUUGAAAUCAAGUGUCCACUCCGCACUUUGAUUACAAUUGUUCAAGUGGUAAUGAAGAAGCACUCAGUGGUAAUCUAAUGGGAGGAGAAGAGAUCGAGACGGUUCAGCGAACAUAUUGAAUGGGGGGAGGGGUUAUAAUUGUUCUCUUCAAUCUCGUGCCGGAAAUGACUUUAUCGCCAGUGAAGCUGCAAGAUGCGAAUACCGUCGACAGUGUCGACUGACUUCAAAAAAAACACACACACAGAAAAUGUGUAAAAAAAAAUAUACGUACAUUUUGUAUAUUAUUAUGACGUUAACAGUAUAUAGUGUAUUCCCGGCAACCGGUUUAAUGAAAGAUGAGAAUGUCACUUCUUCGGGAUAGACAAGCCAGAGUUAUUAUUAUUAUUGUUGUUGUUUUUUAUAAUUAUUAUUAUUAUUAUUAUAAUUAUUAUUACCAUUUUUGUUAUUGUUAUUAUUAUUUUAUCAUUAUU
Molecule: messenger RNA, 2525 nt
Organism: Ruditapes philippinarum (Manila clam)
Lineage: Eukaryota; Metazoa; Mollusca; Bivalvia; Venerida; Veneridae
Exons: 1
Coding region: 102-2009 (635 amino acids)
Source: RefSeq, a predicted model, not a curated record